AUGAGUUUCGUUGGCUCCGGCUGUGGGGUCGUUGGAUCCGGCUGUGGGGUCGUUGGAUCCGGCUGUGGGGUCGUUGGAUCUGAAAAGCUGCGGACGGUCAGCAACGCCUUCAUCGUGAGCGGCUGCGUGUCCAACCUGCUCUCCGUUCACUGGAUGCUAGGUUUUAAGGAUGCGCUUCUGGUCCUCAGGACCACGGUUUCCCUUCUAUCCCAUUCCCUGGUCGCCAUUAAUCGGUGCAUAGUAAUCACUAAACCACCAGCAACACGUGUUCACCGGAGGAAGCACGUGGGAUGGAUGACCGCCGGCUCUCACAUCCUGUCCGCCGGGUCUCUGGUUUUAUGUCUUGGUGUUCAGAUGUCGGUUCUCCUCUACUGUUCCUUCAAAAUCUUCAGCAAUGUCCAAAGCAGCGUGAAGAGGGUCUUCAUCCUUCGGUUCCCGGCAGUUCAGAACAUCAGGAGAGACAGACACCCCGGUCGCCAUGUCCUGUCCGUCUGCUUUGUCUCUCUGAUCAACUGGAUUUUUCGCGAGGGCACAGUUUCCUGACCAUUUAAACUCCUCUCGUGGUUGAUGUUCUGCACAUUUUUUGUAACAAACUCUUUUCUGUUGAAGAAUGGGGAGUUCAUGAAGUCCUUUCAGUCAGUUCUGAAGGGCGAUAAGGAGGUUAUGAGGGGAGAUAAGGAGCUGUUGUCAGAGUAUUCCGUACUGCAAGUACUCCCUCUGACCCAAGUGGUGUGUACGGGGGACUAG
Messenger RNA from Lampris incognitus (smalleye Pacific opah), 747 nucleotides. It is a transcript of the gene gpr88, whose product is annotated as G protein-coupled receptor 88. The record is from RefSeq and is a predicted model, not a curated record. Lineage: Eukaryota; Metazoa; Chordata; Actinopteri; Lampriformes; Lampridae.